CUUUGGAUUCGCUUCCGGCUCCACACGCGCGUGGUCUGUUCCAUAAAAGUGGACGUGUAGCGGACUGAGGCUCGGAUCGCGCGGGUCCUUUCUGUCGCAGACAUGCAGUUCAAAAUACGCGCCGCAAACAAAGAAGACUGUAAAGAAAUAUCGAGAAUGAUAAUGGAACUGGCGGUUUACGAGAAAAUGCCCGAUCAAGUGAAGAUAUCGCACGAAGAAUUGGAGCGUGAUGGUUUUUGCCAAAAUCCUUUCUUUGAAUGUCUUGUAGCAGAAGUACCUGAACAUCAUAAGUCAAGAGAAGGAUUCACAGUUGUUGGAUACGCCCUUUACUUUUACACUUACAGCACUUGGAGGGGGAGAUCUCAAUAUCUGGAAGAUCUGUAUGUGAUGCCAGAAUUCAGAGGAAAUGGCAUUGGAAAGAGUCUGCUGAGCAAAGUUGCAGAAUGUGUGUGUUUAGGUGGGCAACCAGAAAGGUUGUGUGCGGCUGCAGUUGUCUGUGUUGAACUGGAACACACCCACUCGUGAUUUCUAUGCUGCCAAAGGAGCUCAGGACCUCACUGACAGUGAAGGCUGGCACUUUAUACGUUUUGAUGGUCAGAACCUGGAGAAUUUAGUAAAUGAAGCACCGAAAGAUGAGUAGUUUUGUAGGACAACAUACUUUAAUCGCUGUUUUUCUGCUUCAUUCACCUUUUAAGACUGUGGCACUACAAGCUUCAUUGUAGUGACACAGAUGGGAUUGUAGACAAAGUAAAUUUGAUUAAAUAACUUCUCACUCUG
Betta splendens (Siamese fighting fish) is the source of this 777-nucleotide messenger RNA. RefSeq names its product spermidine/spermine N1-acetyltransferase family member 2b (gene sat2b). Lineage: Eukaryota; Metazoa; Chordata; Actinopteri; Anabantiformes; Osphronemidae. The coding region runs from base 103 to 525 and encodes 140 amino acids. The record is from RefSeq and is a predicted model, not a curated record. The transcript is spliced from 6 exons. Gene Ontology annotation, molecular function: N-acetyltransferase activity.